AUGAGGGAACUGCAAGGUGCAUUUCCACCUGUUGUUUACAACUAUCUGCGUGGUUGUAAAACUGCUAAAGAAAUCUGGAAUACUCUCAAAGAGAAGUUUCAAGGAAGUGAGAAAACAAAGAUUAAUUCUGUGAAACAAUGUUUGGUUGAGUUGAAAGAGUUCAAACAAAAAGAUGGUGAAUCCAUUGAAGGAUACUAUGAUCGCUUGAACGAACUCAUUUACAAAUGCAAUCAUUAUGGAAUCACAAGGUCAACCAUGGAGUUCAAUCUCGCAUUCAUUAUGGGACUUCGCAAGGAAUGGAGAAGUGUUAGCAUGAUGGUGGAAAUUCAGCAGAGUUUCGAUAAUUCAACCUUGAAUGAUCUAUACAACUUGUUGAAGACUCACGAAGGAGAAGUUAAUGAAAUAGUUGAGGAGACAAAAUUGGUUCUAGGAGGUCCAUUAGCUUUGGUUUCGAAAGUUAUUGAGAAGGAGACACUUGAGAAAGAGAAUUCUAAUGAAGAAGGAUUUUUGAUGAAUCCUGACGAUGAGGCAGUUGCAUUUUACUCUAACAACAGAGUAAAGAAGUUUUUCAAGAAACCUUUUAAUCCAAAGUCAAAACCAAAUGAUGGUAAAGGAAGUUUUGUCAAAAAGGUUGUGAGUGAUGAUAAGAAAAAGGUCGAAAAGAAUGAUGUGAAGGUUGAUGAUGCAAAAGUUGAAAAGAAGCUCAAAGGUGACUCUGGAAUCGAUUGUUAUUAUUACCACAAUGCAAAUCACAUGGCUAAUGACUGUAUGCUUCGAAAGAAGGAUGAAAAGAAGAACAAGGUGAAAAACGAAUCAUACUAUGACGAACGUCUAGAGGAAGUUCGAGCAAAAGCAAAGGGUAUGUCUUUAGUUGCUAUAGGUGAAGGUGAAGAUGAUGGAACUUAUCAAAUCUGGUCAUUUGGGUCAGAUGAUGAGCAGAUGUGUAAUCCUACACAUGGUACAAUGUAUGCAAGGUUCGUGGAAAAAGAUGAAGAAGUGGUGACUGGUCGUUCUUUCGUGACCAAGAGUGGAGAUAAAUCACUAAUGACUACCAAGCUGAAUUUGACAGAGUUCCUGAUAAUCGAUUUUUCUUAUGGUAUUGUUAAAAUAGAUGAAUAUCUUGAUGCUAAUGAACUUGUUGAAAUUGUGAAUGACACAUUAAACAAAAGUGAACAAAUAAAAAAUUUUAAAAGAACUGAGAAUUCGAAAUCUAACUCUCAAUCUAAUUUCGUUGAUAUCGAAGAUAAUUUUGAUAGUUUUAGCGAAAUCAGUGAAAUUGAGGAAGAGAAGGUGUCAAUUGUUCUCAACUGCCUAGAUAGUCAAACUGAUAGUAGUGAUGAUGAGCACGAGGAUGAGGUUUCGAAAAAUUCAAUGUCAGAAAAGAAUGUUUCGAAAGAAACAAUCAUUCCUUGA
This is a messenger RNA of Lactuca sativa (garden lettuce), 1413 nucleotides long. Lineage: Eukaryota; Viridiplantae; Streptophyta; Magnoliopsida; Asterales; Asteraceae. The record is from RefSeq and is a predicted model, not a curated record.